AUGUGGAGGAGCUUCACCAGGAGGGCCUCCUCGUUGCCGCCGCCGUGCAAGUUGAGCCUUGUGGGAGAAUCCUGCCCCGCCCGUCACACGCCGCUUCUCCUGGCGGUCCCCGGAUUCUCGGCUGUUUCUUCUGGGGAGCAGCUAAUUACGAACACUGCGUCGGAGCCAGGUCGCAGAUGGUUGGUUUGCGUCGGCCUCCGAUGGAAUGGGCAUACGACUACAGAGUCCUCUGGAUCGUCUAGGAAUCUGGCCGGGAAGAGUUUCGACGUGACUUGUCGUUACCGGGGUUUUGCCAGCGUUGCCGAGGAGGUCUCUCCAACAGAUGCGGAAGAGGAGGCUGCUUCCAUUGAGGGCCUCCAGGAGCUGAUGGAAGAGCUUAGCAAGGAUGGGAGCGAGGGUAUAAAGCGGCUCGAGAAGUCUGAGGAUGUUCAGCUGAUGGUAUUGACCCCACAGCCACUUCCUGGACAGCAGCAGAUUCAUCGGCAGCAUCAGAAGCAGAUAUCUGGAAUGGGCCAAAAGAAGUAUUUUAUGCUUCGACGUAGACAGAUAAAAAUUGAAACAGAGGCUUGGGAACAGGCUGCAAAGGAGUAUAGGGAGCUGUUGGUGGACAUGUGUGAGCAGAAGCUGGCCCCCAACCUACCGUACAUGAAAUCUUUGUUCCUGGGGUGGUUCGAGCCAUUGCGCAAUAGGAUUGAGGAAGAGCAGCAGGCUUACAGAGAAGGAAAGAGUAAGGCAGCUUAUGGCCCUUACUUUGAUCAGUUGCCUGCAGAGAUGAUGUCAGUGAUAACGAUGCACAAGUUGAUGGGGCUGUUGAUGACUGGAGGUGGUGAUGGUAGCACGCGGGUGAUCCAAGCUGCAUGCCAAGUUGGUGAAGCCAUUGAGCAAGAGGUGGGCAAGAAAUAGCUUCAUUUUUAAUAGGAAGCUGUUUCAAACCUACUAUUCAUUGGGAUAAGUUUUUAAUUUCCAUUUUUCGAUGAUUUCUUCUACUUUCUGUUUCAAAUGGGCAUCUAUGCUACGGAGUAGCAGUUCUGAAAGUUUUUGUUUAACUUUUUAUUUAUCGGAUUUAAACCAAGGAUCCCUUUCUUUACAAGGGGAAAUAGUUGAUGAUACAUAACAUAUGUGAACAUAACGUCCAAGAACUCUCUCUGUCCUCGCCCUCCUACACAGAAAACGAAAAAAUGUGUUUUUCAUUAACCUACCCGGUAGAAACUCUGCCAACCUGUCACAUAUUAUUGCUAUUCUUAUCUUCAUUACUCUAUAUAUUAACUAUGGUAUUGCUGGGUGCUAGAAUGCUCAACUGCUCGGCCACUUAGUGAAGACAUUCAUGUUUAUGUCUCAAUGAGGAACAACUGGAUUUUUCAAGAACAUGCUUCCUCAGUUAAGAGGGUAGGCAGUGCCAUAUGUGAUUGAGUGCGAGAGCAGUCCAUAAACUUUUGUAAUGAGUAUGGGUAAUGUUCGAGCUGCUUUGAUCUUGAGGGGUUUUAGAGGUUUAACCUGGGCUCAUAUCUUGACAUAGACUGUAAAUGUGUUAUAAAUAGGUUCGAGGUUCUUUGAAAGCCCAGUGGAUGUAAAAUAUCCUAUUUAUUUUUGCAUGUUUCAUUCACUAGUGUUACCCUCCACAUUUAAGAGAAACGUUUAGAUCUGUGAUUAUUCCCAAAAGAGUACACGCCGAUGAGAUGAAUAAAUAUAGAUAUGUGACAUUAUUAUAUUCAUGGUAACUAUCACCUAGUAUAGCAGAAUUGGUUGAAAGAAACCAAUCAACUUUUGUGGAGUUAAGGUGUAUCUUGGAUUAAUUUUAUGUCAACUUAUGCAGGCAUUCAUUCCCCGAUGGUAAUUGGGAAACGUGCAGUUACUAAUUUGGACAUUAGUAAUGCUUUCGAUAGGGUAAGCUAGAAUUGGACAUGAGCUUCAUUUCUAGAGUAAGAAUUUCCAUCUUCAUUAGUUGUGGAUCAUGUGGAUAUUUCAGAGUUUCUGGGGUUUGAGGAAAAUGGAUUCUCUCCACUUUCUCUUAAGUGGUAAUUAUUAGGGGAUUCGUAUUUUUUGGAAUGGCAUUUCACUUACCCUCAAUCUUUAAAGGACGUUAUUUUCCUUGAAAAAAGUUGAUUUAGAGGGCGUUGAAUUUUUUAAAUUGUUGGUGAUUUUACGCAUGGCACUGAACUAUGCAUACAUCUAGGAAAAAUACAAUUUCUUGAGUUUGAAAAUUUGAAGGAAGUGAUGCCCAAAGGUUUUAUUCAAUCUUAAUAUCAGUGUUAUCAGGAUUGAGGCAUAAUGGUUGAGGCGUGGAUAAUUUAUUGAGCUCAGCUCAGAUUGGAGUUCGUAUUUUAAGAUAUUGAUGAUCCUUUGCAGGUGCGCACUAACAUUUUGGAAUCAUCAAUAGAUCUAUUAAGCCGGUGGAUAAUUGUCAUCAGUAAUUGAAAUUUUGAUUAACGUUGUAUUCUCAUUAUUCUUUUGCAAUUUUUUUGGAACUUGGUAGCGGCUUCAAUUUUAGUUUACCACUUGAAAGAUGUAGCUUUUCUUUUUUUAAUGAUUACACGGAGCCUUUUACGAGGAAAUAAUAUGAUAUUCGACAUCUUUUUCUUUUGGGGAAGUCAGUUCUUAUUUUAGAAAUAUUGAGCUUAUACACCUUUAUUACUUUCUAUAAAAUAUAUAGAAAUUCAUGUUGCAUUUGUUCUAGUCAUUCGUCUAUUAUAUAACCUCAAAUCUUUUUUUUUUGUUUGGUAACUUUUUGUUUCUCUUGGUAUUCUUUUGUAUAUUGUAAAGUAAAGAUUGUCUUUUGUGCUUUGUGUCCGUCAGACAGAAAGUUGAUUUGUAUAUGGUUUGAAUUAAUCAGGUUAGGAUUCAAAGAUUUCUUGAAAAAACGAAGAAGAAGACUGGGAAGGCAAACGGAAGUGAUUGUGAGGAGGGUGAUGCAAAAGGGCAGCAAAUGCUAAGAAAUAGAGUGACCAAAUUAAUGAAGAAGCAGAAACUGCCUCAAGUGCAGAAGAUAUUAAAACAGCAAGAUGAUUUGAAACCAUGGGGCCAAGAUGCUCAUGCAAAGGUUAGAGUUUCCCCAGAAAUUAUUGGGCAGAACCCUGGCUGUUGUGUUGAAAAUAUAUGAUCAUGACUUGCAGUAAUUCUCCUUUUUUUUAUUUCUCUCAGGUUGGAAGCCGCUUGGUUGAAUUGCUGAUAGAUACUGCCUAUAUCCAACCUCCUGUUGAUCAGCAAGCUGAUGGACCACCAGAUAUACGGCCAGCAUUUCGUCACACCCUUAGAACAGUCGCCAAGGAGCAGCAGUGCGAGCUUUUGCUCUCCUUCUCAGUCUUCUGCUUUUAUUUAGUCCAAAAAUUUCUUGUCAUUAAUUUUUCUAUUUUAAACAGGAAAAACAGCAGACGUUAUGGGGUUAUUGAAUGUGAUCCACUCGUUAAACAAGGUCUAGAUAGAACUGUGAGUAGAAUGACUAAUUACGAGCUCAAGUUGUUAUAUGCCAAUGGAACCUUUUUGUAGGGAUUCUUGUGACAUGCCAAUCUAUUAUCUUUCAAAUGAAGGAUGUGAUUAUUGAGUGGAUACAUUAUAUGUUCAAUUAGAUGUGGCAUGGAAGUAACGUGAUUUAUUUGACAGGCAAGGCACAUGGUGAUCCCUUACAUGCCUAUGUUGGUUCCUCCAGUGAACUGGACGGGGUAUGUUGUUUUACAAAACACUCUUUAAAAUCAAUUUUUGGUCUCUUAGGUUUUAUUUUGAGUUUUUUUUCCCAGGACUACUAGAGUUUUUUGACUUGGACAGUGAUCUAUUUUUAUGCAGCACGCUGGAUAAUCCUUUUCUUCUCUUCGGUUUUGCCUUUUAGCUUUCUGUAUGAGGUCUGUACAGGGAGAUGCUUGUGUGUUAGUAUAAUUGUUAACGUUAUGAGAAUGGGAUAUGAUAGUUUGAUUACUGUUACAAAUUGUCAAAGUCGAUGGUCUAAAACGUGGUUAAUCGACUGACACCAUCUGCCUAAUUUUGAUACAUGUUAAAUGGUGCACUUAAAAACUAUUAUUUGUUCUUUUGUAGAUAUGACAAGGGAGCACACCUUUUCCUGCCAUCUUACAUCAUGCGCACACAUGGAUCAAGACAACAACGUGAGGCAGUCAAGAGGGCACCAAAGAGCCAAUUACUAGAAGUUUAUGAGGUGCGUUGACCAUUAAUACUUACUAGAGCUAAGACUUUUUUGCUUUCAUUUCAUGUACUUUAGGUUACAUCGUUGUGUAUAGAGUUUGAAGUAGAUGACCUCACUGUUUCUUUUCAUAUUUUAGAACUCAGGUCUACAUUGGAUUUCAACUUGUUCUACCAUAUGCAUGGACGACAAGCUUAAACAAUCUAUGCACGGAUUCAUUUCUAUGAAUAAAAUUCUUCUUCUGACAUUAUAUUGUUUUUUUAUUUACCAGAAAGUUACAACCCCUGUGCAAUAAUUCUAUGCUUUUGGUUUUUUUUCUCGUCAUGUUUUCAUCCUCUGUUUAAAUGUUGGAAGAUAAGGUUGCUCCUUGUGGAAUUGAUUGGAUGCAUUUGAUGAAAAUCAGCACAAGUUAUUUAACAGACAUUUUAAUGGGAAGAGAUAGAGAAAUGUAGUAAUUGGGAAUUUUAUGGCUGGUGUAGCAUUGGUAUUGGGAUACACCUGCUAAUAUGUUGUAACUUGGGAUAUACGAUCUGAAUUAUUGUUUUAGGCCUUGGCUUUUUUUCGGGCCACACAUCUGGGCUUUGUUGAUGUAUACUUUUGUUGAUUUAUGCGCUACUUGUCUAUUAGACCGAUGCAAGUGCAUUAUUAGGAGGCUGGCGAGAGAUUAUUAGAGUUAAUUUGAUAGCCCCCCCCCCCCCCCCCCGGCCCCCUGGCAUGAACAGAAAAUACCAAAUAUGUUCAAGAUCUUCUGGAAAAUUUUCUAAAGGCAUGUUGACUUGUUGACUUGACUUGUCAUUUGAUCUGAAAAUGGCCAUUUCCAAUGCAACAAAUAGGCAUGUUGACUUGUCAUUUGAUCUGAAAAUGGCCAUUUCCAAUCAAUUUGAUUGCACUGAUCUCCUUGAAGUUGUCUUUUACUUUCUCUCCAAAUUGUAUUGACUGUGUACUUAUCAUGUUUAUAUUUAACAAUGACCAUUUUCUGUCAAUUUGAUUGAACUAAUCUCCAUGAAAUUGUCUUUUAUUGCCUCCAAACUUAUUGACUGAGUACUUGGCAUGCAUAUAUUUAGCACUGGUUCCCUAAGAAAAUCUUCCUCAGGCAUUAGAUACGCUUGGUAUCACAAAGUGGAGGGUCAACAAAAGAGUACUGAGUAUCAUUGACAGAAUAUGGUCCAGUGGAGGGCGUCUAGCUGACCUGGUUGAUCGAGAUGAUGUAAGAAAAUCUUGAUCAUAAUCAUUAUUUGCCUUCUUUUCUCUUUCAGUCUUUCAUUUUAAUGGUCGUACCGCUCUUUUAUCACAGUGAGGGUUUUCUUGGAAGAUGGAGAUCUGUUAUAGUUUGUUUGUUACUGAAACAUAUCCUCAUGUUCCAGAUUUAUUUAUUAAACUGAUAUGCAGUAUGAAAUUUGUCGAACUUGUGUAUUGUAGAUUCCUCUGCCAGAGAAGCCAGAGACAGAAGACGAGACUCUUAUUAAGAAGUGGAAGUGGAAAGUAAAGGCAGCAAAGAAAGAAAAUAGUGAAAGGCAUUCUCUACGUUGUGAUGUAGAACUUAAACUUGCCGUAAGACUUUUAUACAGAACUUAAGAUAUGCUUGUUAAGGUUUAAUCAACAAAAAUGAUGAUUAGUACUGAAUUUUCCCAGGUGGCCAGAAAAAUAAAAGACGAGGAAGGUUUCUAUUACCCACACAAUCUGGAUUUCAGGGGCCGUGCAUAUCCUAUGCACCCAUAUUUGAAUCAUCUUGGUUCAGAUUUAUGUCGAGGGAUACUAGAGUUUGCAGAAGGAAGACCUCUUGGACAAUCAGGCUUGCGCUGGUUGAAAAUACACCUUGCUAAUCUUUAUGCUGGUGGUGUAGACAAGUUGUCAUAUGAGGGUAGACUGGCAUUUACUGAAGAUCACUUAGACGAUAUUUUUGACUCUGCUGAUAGACCACUUGAAGGCAAACGUUGGUGGUUAGAGGCAGAGGAUCCCUUUCAGUGCUUGGCUGUUUGCAUCAAUCUUGCUGAGGCAUUGAGAAGUUCCUCACCAGAAACUACUAUUUCACAUAUUCCUGUGCAUCAGGUAAGUUUUGUAUCUCAGGAUAUUCCAACUGUAUCCAUGACUGGCGACAUGAGCUUUCUCUUCCUGCUGAAUUGAUUUUUUUACAUUAUAUUAUUUUCAUAAUUUCUAAAAAACCUUUAGCCAUUGACUGGUUCUGUUUACAGGAUGGAUCCUGUAAUGGUUUGCAACAUUAUGCUGCUCUUGGGAGAGACAAGGUCAUUUUUUUUAUUAUCAUUUGUUUUGUUAUUUCUUUCAUAUUCUGUUUGUCUCAUUCUAGAUCGUUAUCCAUGAAACUCUACAUCAUUGUGAAAUGUCCUCUUUUGUGAUGUCAGAGUCUUAGGUGUCUUAUUCUUUUUGUACGUGCAGGAAGGGAAAAUUCAUGGUCACUAUUUUUCUGUCUUCUGUAGAAUAAGGUGUUAUUAGCUGUUAAAUGCUGUUUUCAGUAAUAUCUGAUUUUACUAGUGAUAACCUAUAUUCAGAUCUUUACCAAGGACACCUUAGUAUUCUGUUAUGGGGGAGGGGAUUUGUGCCUUCGAUUUACAUGUUGGACAGAUACAGAUUUAAAUUUACAAGCAUAUAAAUUUAAAUCUGUAUUUGGAAUUUCUUCUUUGGUACGUGGAUUGGUAAAUUGUUGAUUUCUAUAAAACCCAUUGAAUGCGGCAAUACUCACGGUUUACAAAUGUUUGCUGAACUCGUUGGUCGGAAAGAGAUAGUAGUCCUUGUUGAAUGGAGCAUACCAAUCUACAUAGGGAGCUUAAAACCGUAAAUGGUAGAAAGAAUGCUCUACGAGCUGAUUUCCUUGUAUUUUGCACAAUUUUGCCUGGUUAAUUCCACCCUAAUGUUGGACCAUUUCUCGAUUUGUGCGUGUCAUCCUUGCGCAGGGGCCAUGCUAAUCUUCUCUGUAUCGUUCCAAUUUUAUCGGAUGCCCCCGAAGGGACAUCCUAAUGUUGGAAGAUGUUCUUGGGUUGCGUAGGGUCUGUAAGUAGGUAUAACUUUUCCUUAACAAAAAUCCGAGCUUAAAAAGAGGUUACCAGCUCCUCGCUUUGAAGGUAUCCUUUUCAUCGUUUUACACUUUCAUCACAUAUCAAUGUGUCAUACCUACCAUUUAAGUUCAUGGCAUGAAAAUAAACUGACUGGCUUCGAUCAUAGCUGAAUCGUUGGAAACAGCAUAUCCCAAAGGAUCUCCCCAACCUCUUGAAAACAAGAUGGACCUGAAUGCAUUAACAUACCCUAUCCCACUGGUGAUCACUGACUUAUUGGGAUGCAGCUAGACAUGAUAGCAUCUUCAGGGGGAUGAGUGACAUCUGUUAGUCCUUUCAGAUCAAAAGCUGUUUUGGGCGCAGGGAUAACGUUGGUCUGGGGUGGUAGGCCACCUCUUUUCAGAUAUCUUAAAUGGUCAUUGGGGCGCCAUUGCCUUCUGUUUAUGGAUUCCUUCAGGUUACCCAAAAAAAAUGGAGAAAGAUGGCAAAAAGUUCGGGGGGACUUCGUUGGUGACUCAAACAGGAGUACGAGGUGUGAUGAUGACUGGUCCAAAAUGCAUUCCAGGACCUUCAAUCCACAGAUCUUUCAGCAGAUAGGGAUGCAAAAGUGUCAGACAGGCAUAGGGCUUUUCAACGGUGAUCUUAAUUAAGUAUAGGAAUGUUAUACCAUACAUUGAUGAACCUAAUGAAUAUCAACGCACGUUCACUUUAGAUACGAAAGCAGACUUUUAUAGAUAAAAAUAAAAAAUAAAAAAAAAGUAUUUGCAGGCCAUUCGAUUACAUCAUCCACCAAUAGAUGAAUGCUGUGAUCACUGGCAUUGAACAGUAGAUACAUUAUCAUGGGUCUGAAAGAAUGUGGUAUAGGGUGUAAUAAUAUUUUUGUAAGCCACUAUGCUAGUGGAAGACUCCCAACAAAUUUGCCUGCAUGAUUCUGGCACCUUUUAAGCCUGGAAGACUCGCAACAAAUUUGCAGUUAUUCACGGUUAAUUAUGUCAAUUUCUGUUAAGAGGUGCUGAAGAGGGUUCUUGCACAUUUGUUUACAAAAUCCAAGCGUAGUAUGACAUUCUUCUAUCCGCGGUCUUUGUGAGAUUAUAUGCUUAAUUGUAUUCCAUAUAAGCGAUAACUUUUUAAUAGGGUGUUUGAAGCUAUAAAGCCAAUUAUCAUAGUAUAUCUAUGACGAUGGAUCAUUUAAGAUAAAUAAUAAUUAUGCCUAUCUCGUUAUAUUGUGUUGAUUCAUUUUCUAGUAAUUUAACUUUAAAUUCUAAAGAGGGUUCUACCGUGAUAACUUUUAUAGGACGCUUGUCUUUCUUGAUGAUUUGUGGGACUCUUGAUCAAUUUUUUCAUCUCCUCCUUCCUCAGUUGGGAGCGGUUGCAGUCAAUUUGGUUGCUGGAGAGAAACCUGCAGAUGUCUACUCUGGGAUAGCAUCUAGGUAUGAUCGUGGCUCAUGAUAAUUUUGGAAUGCCUUCAUGCUUUGUAAUUCCACUUCUCUGAGAAUUUGCGUGGACUAUCUGUUACCUAUCCGAAUUCCUGAAGAUUUGAGAAUCUUUCUUAAAGUUCCUUAGGUACAUAAGCCAAGAACGUGAAUAGACAUUGAAAUCCGAUUAUGGAAUUUUAUUGGAAUCUUUUUGCGGCCAUGUGUUGUGAUACAUAAUUUUCUAGCUUGCAUGUUCGUUUUUAAUGCAUCAAAGGGCAUCAGGAAAUUAUAAUUUCUUUUGCUUCUUUGCAUCAUAAUUGAGAAAAAUCAAUUGAAAUGCAACGUAAAAAGUCAGUGCCACAUCAAAAUUAGGAGAAACCGAAAUAUGAUGGCAUGUUCCUGCAAUUGGAGAAGAAAAACAACUCAGCGAUCUGUUUCAAUCCCAUAGAGAGUUUCAAAAGAAUCUCUCAUUUUCAGCACUGAUUUUGUCUUGAGUCUUAGUCAAUAAGAUCCCCUCUGCCGCCAAAGCCCGUUUUUUGCUUUCAAAGUCCCUGGUCCAAUGUGCUAGAAUUAGGUUUUACAUGAUAAUUGAUGUAACGAUCAUUGCGUUAUAUGCUCAACUUUUAAUUUGCUUCUGUUUGUCUUGUAUGCGCACGAAUCGUGCUUCUACCUUUCUUUUUUGUUACCACCAUGAUAAUAUUGAUCUUAAUAUCCCCUGCCUCAAAAGGUUUAAUUUUGUAUUGAACAUUUUUUUCAUAACGCAUUUUGUAUUACAUUGUUUACUGAAUGAUGUGCAAAUUCAUAAGCACCCAAGUUUUUGCACUGCAUUGCUUCAUGCUCAGUAGCAAGUAAGAGAGACUUAUCUUCCGCAGAACGUUGGUUCUUUCUUGCUUAGUAUAGUGAGAAACCUAGUGAUAAGUUGCAAAACUUUUGAGAAAUCUCAUGAGUACAGACUUUUGAUAAACAUCCUGAGAGGUUACAAAUUUAUGUAGGCCUAAUUAUCAAAAAUUGUGGAAUUAUACAUGAUUAUAUUGAAGUUGAGAAUGAAAUAUCAUAAUUUUGAUAACUCUAAAUAUGUGAAAGUACCCCUAAAUUAUUGAUGAGAUCUCGUUUGAAUUCCUUCACCAAGGAAGAUCAGGCAGCUUCACUUUGAAGUGGACCAUACAGAUGAUGAAAUCUGAAUUUGUGCUACUUCAUCAGUUAAUGCUGUAAAUUAUUGAAAGUUAUGGAGAUUAUCGAAUUUGGAGAUACAACUAAAAGCGAAAGUUCGGUUUCAGUUCUUUUGUUAAAACAUAUGGAAAUGGUUGUUUUAGAGUUUUGUGGGAGCUCUAGCUGUGGAAUAAUAAAGUUUCUAGGGAAGUUUAGAUUUAUUUGUAGAACAGGUGAAUUAAAGGCGUCCUACUUGUCAUGUGGUACAUAUUUUUAAGCCCGAUACUUGAGUGGAUGUGCUAUCUUUUUGUUUGAUGGUUCGUCAUUAGAUCACCUUUUCUGGCGACAUAAGCACAUUCUUCUACGGAAGUUUUGCCCUAUUUUUUCUUUAAAAAAUGAUAAGCUAUUAUUAGUGAUACAAUUUCAUUUCAUAACAGCAUUUCCAUCUCUAGACCUUUAAUGACUGAUUCUACAUUUAUUCUUACAUUACAGAGUUCUUGACAUCAUGAGGAGGGAUGCUCAGAACGAUCCUGCUACCGAUCCAAAUGCUGCUAGAGCGAGACUUUUAAUAUCUCAAGUAAAUCGCUGUCUUUUGUUUUUCCCCGAUAAGCAAGCUAGUUCGAGUGUUUCUUAAAUGUGCCAUGUUUUAGAUGGAGCAUCUUUGUCGUUCCUGCAGUAGUUGCCCAGUUAUCUGUGACGCUGUUCUAGUCCCAAACCUGUAUAUCUUAUGUAUCCUUUGAAUACAUUAUGAGAAUCUCGAUGCGUACCCGCAAUUUGGUAGUGAAUGAAUUGCUGGUAUUUCUAGUCAAGGUCUUUCAAUUUCAUUAUGUGCUUUAAAUAAUCGGGACCUAAUUUCAUCCGAAUUGACGAUCCAGGUGGAUAGGAAAUUGGUGAAGCAGACGGUCAUGACAUCCGUGUAUGGUGUUACCUAUGUUGGGGCCCGUGAGCAGAUAAAAAGAAGGUUGAAGGAAAGAGGUGCCAUUGCAGACGACGCGGAGCUGUUCAGUGCUUCUUGUUAUGCAGCCAAGGUAUUUUCCUCUCUUGUAUCAGAGCGUUAUUCCUUCAUUCAGUAGCUAUUCUUUCUAUUUUGUCAUAUCCCAUUGGAUGCUGAAGCAUUCGACUGUUCUUAUUUUCGUUGGUCAAUCAGGUGACCUUGACUGCCUUGGAGGAGAUGUUUCAAGCUGCUCGUGGAAUCAUGACAUGGCUUGGAGAUUGUGCUAAGGUUUCCCAUUCCCAUCUCUUUUUUUUUUCUUCUGCACAAGACAUUAAUAGUCGGCUUACUACCUCUUAAUACCGUUUAUUGUGGUUGUGUUCUUAUGGAUUCUGGAUUUUAGACUAGCUGAGCACAGGAGUCUCACGUUAGUUACAUGAUUUUGUGCCUGCCUGCUGUGGUCCCAUUGCUAAGUGACUUUGAAACAGUUGAAGUCCCCAGUUCAUAAGCGACUGAGGCUAAUGAAAUAUGCUUCUUAUUACUAGCCUGCGUGUUGAUUAUGGACACAUCUGUUUGAACCCGAUAGCUGUUGUGUUCAGUCCAUACACGAUGACAGAAUCAAUUUGGUCAGUUUUCUACUAUCAUUCUCUCUUAUAACGGGCUCUAGCUUUAAUUAUUAAGCAGAGAAUCCUUCAUUCCUUUAAAAUCCUCUGCAAUAUCAUCGCAUUAACUUGUGUUCUUUCUUCUGGAUUUUAUCUACUCGAUUGAGUGUUCAGGAGUUCUGUCGGCCAUAUCUUCUGCAACUGCAUUUCUUUGUGUAUCCCAUAAAAGAUGGUUCCUCCUCCGUUGUAAAAAGAUGCUUGCUUCUAUGGUGUGUGACCUACAGUAGACUGAACACUUCAAAUCAACCAGGUGAUCGCGUUGGAAAAUCAUGCUGUGAGAUGGACUACGCCGCUGGGUCUCCCAGUGGUUCAGCCCUACCGAAAGUUAGGGAGGCACCUUGUAUGUCACACAGGAGAGCUUUCACUAUUUUUAAUGGAAAAAAAUAUUUUACUCUUCUUUUUUUUUUCAUUCCGUGCUUAUUAUUAUGCAGUCUUCCUUACUAUUUAACUUGGUUUUCAUGGAUGCCGUCUUCACAGAUUAGGACCUCUCUUCAGGUUUUGACAUUACAAAGAGAAACUGACAAGGUCAACGACAUAAUCCUUGAUUUCAUUUUCCAUGGCCAUUUAUAUAAUUUUUUAAUUGCUUUAUUUUAUUUUAUUUUACUUCUUUUGUCAAAAAAAUUCUCAAAUCUUUAUGUACCGCAGGUCAUGGUCAAGCGACAAAGAUCGGCUUUUCCACCCAACUUUGUCCAUUCCCUCGAUGGAUCUCACAUGAUGAUGACCGCUGUUGCCUGCAGAAAGGCAGGCCUCAAUUUCGCAGGUUAAUAUUCCUUCCUCCCCGAUAAUUCAAUACUUUCUGAUUUAUUUUUUCUUUAUUUUCCCCCCGUUGCUCUUCAGUUUUUCUUCUUAAAUUAAAAAAAAUGCUAUUUUUUGCAGGAGUUCAUGAUUCUUACUGGACUCAUGCAUGCAACGUCGAUGAGUUGAACAGAAUACUAAGGGAAAAGUUCGUUGAGCUCUAUGAGGCCCCCAUUCUAGAAAAUGUGGCUCAUCCUUAUCCCUAACUUUCUUUAUUUACUAAUUUUCUCUGCAAGUACCCUUCAUUUAUUUAAUAACUUUAUUUAUUUAAUAAUUUUUUAUUGCCCAUCACCAGAAAUAUUUCCAUUAUUUAGCCGAAGAAAGUAACAACCCUGUGCGGGCCUUCCUGUCAAGGCCCAUGCGCAUUGUCGGAAGCUCUCUUUAAGAUCAAUGAAAACUUUGCAACCCAAACUUUCCUUUCUUGAGCAUUUUACUCUGGCAUAAAUCUCUCUCAGCUGCCUGGAGGCCGUGAGAAUUAUUCUCGGCAUUUUUGAUUUAUUUCAUAUUAUAACAUUUUCAUAUUCUCCAUUUAUUUAUUUGUUUACUGGUAGUGUAAUUAUAUAUACCUGACCGUUUAUUUGGGAUGAAUAAACCAUGCAGCCCAAACUUUCCUUUCUUGGGCAUUUUCCCUCAGGCUUCUGUUUUUUCUUUUUUUUUAAUUUCGUUUUAUAAUAAUUUCAUAGUCUAUUUAUUUAUUUAUCUAUUUAUUUGUUUAGUGGUAGUAUAGCUAUAUACCUGACCGCUUAUUUGGGAUGGCGUGCAGCUGCUGGAGAGCUUUGAGAAGUCUUUCCCCACGCUAAAAUUCCCUCCUUUACCAGAGCGGGGGGACUUCGAUCUCAAAGACGUAUUGGACUCCCCGUACUUCUUCAACUGA
This is a messenger RNA of Spirodela intermedia, 12960 nucleotides long. NCBI's taxonomy places the organism in Eukaryota, Viridiplantae, Streptophyta, Magnoliopsida, Alismatales, Araceae. The record is from the annotation of a GenBank genome assembly.